AUGUCUCAAAAGGGGAAAAGGUUUCCACAAUUCUCCCUCAAUGAUUUGGAGGUCCUAGCGAACAGGGUGCUCCAGAGGAAGGCUGUUCCACUUCCCAGAGAACUGGCAGACGAGGCCACACCUCUGGAUCUUGGUAAAGUCACCAAGUCACCACUCAGUUUUCAUUUUGCUUUUAUGUUUCAGUGGGAUUUGGUGUGCGACAAUGACUGGAAAGGGCCAUUUUCUAUGUCAGUGUUCUUUGUGGGAGUGCUGGCUGGUUCCUUUAUUUCUGGUCAGUUAUCCGACAGGUUUGGGAGGAAGGUAAUUCUCUUUGGAACUAUGGCUGUACAGACUGGAUUCAGCAUGAUUCAAGCAUUCUCUCCAAACUGGGAAAUAUUCUGCGUUCUGAAUUUCCUUGUGGGCCUUGGACAGAUUUCCAACUAUGUGGCCGCUUUUGUUCUUGGAUCGGAAGUGCUUGGAAAAUCUGUUCGGGUUAUGUACUGUACACUGGGAAUCGGCAUUUCUUUUGCAUUUGGCUAUAUGCUUCUUCCUUUGGCUGCAUACUUCAUACGAAGCUGGUGGGCAUUGCUUUUGGUCCUAUCUCCAUCUGUGCUUGAAGAUAUGAAGUCUAAAUGUAAUCUGUCUCAUGCAAUUAUUCACUUGGUUAAAACCUAUAAUAUUCGAAUCAUCACAAUCAUAAACCUUCUUGUGUGGAUGAUUCUGGCAGUUGGAUACUUUGGCCUGUCUUUGAGCACGCCCAAUCUCCAUGGUGAUGACUAUUUGAACUGUUUCUUCAUGGCUGUCAUCGAAGUUCCGGCCUAUGUAGCAUCUUGGCUUUUCCUCCAGAGGUUUUCCCGAAGGUUCAGCCUUUCAGGCGCAUUUUUUCUUGGCGGAGUUGUCCUUUUCUUCGUUCAGCUCAUACCUUCAAAUCUUUCUGUGCUUGCCACAGUGCUGGUGAUGAUUGGAAAGUUUGGGGCAACAACUGCCUUUGCCAUAGUUUACGUCUACAGCUCUGAGCUGUUCCCAACUGUGGUAAGGAACAUGGGUGUUGGUGUGAGCUCUAUGGCCUGCAGGUUUGGAGCCAUCAUCUCGCCUUACAUUUUUUAUCUUGGUGUUCAGCAUGAGUUUCUGCCUUUUAUUGUGAUGGGGUGUUUGACAGUGUUUUCAGCAAUUCUGGUUUUGUUUCUGCCUGAAACAGUCAAUGUCCCUCUCCCAGAAACAAUUGACCAAAUGCAAAAAAUUAAGGGGUUUGAAUGCCGAUGUAUUCACAGAAUGCGUGGCCAUUUAUAUAAGAAUGAAACAACCAGAGAACCUUUUGCGAUGGUCUGUAAAAAGGAAGAAAAUUAACCCGACCCUAGCAGCAGAUCUGCAGCAGUGGAGAAAUGGAAAGUUAAUUUUUUUUUCAGUUGAUAACCAACAUUAUCUUCUAUUGAAAUAAAUUUAGCAAUGCAAUCAAGAUACUCAGGGAGCACUGUUAAAUACUCGAAUUAGUCGGGUGUAACACUAGGAGUUUCAAUUUUCUCACUUACAUUGUUACCAGGAAUAUACUUUGAUCUAACUUAAAAAUCUUCAGCCAACAGUUUGAGCUAUGAGGUCAAUUUUGACGUUUGGACAACAGACUGUUUCAUUAUACUGACUGAAAAUAAAACUGCUGCUAUUUUAAGAAACCAGCCUCAAUAACAUUCAGUUUGCAUGCUGGAGGCCACCAAUGGGAGUUCUAGUGAACUUUGCUGCAUUGAGGUCUUCCUAUACUGGGCUGCCCUGACUGUCAGUAAACUGCUUGGAGUGUGCAAACAAUAUAGCACAUGUGGUUCUGGGACAGGAGCAGUUCAGAUCAUUUUUGUGGAACAUGAUGGAGUGUUCCUGCUCCACUGCACUCAACAAAAAUAAUAAUACUUACCUUGCUGGACUUAUCAAGUCCCAUCCACUCGAGACCUGGUCAGAAUAAGCCAAAACAUGCUGUGACUAAUUCAAACCUAUAAGGCAGUCAUGAUCCUUAGACUUCUGACUUGAAUUUUAACAUGAAGCCAUCAUCAAAAGUGCCAUCAGCUUCUCUGGUACUAAUAGGCAGAAUGGGUAUCAACCCCAUUUUGAGUCCAUCAGUCCCCUGUGUGGUGAUUAUAAUGAGGUCAGCCUGAUUGGGGCUGUUAAUCUGGUCCAAUCAGGGAGACCUG
This is a messenger RNA of Rhincodon typus (whale shark), 2153 nucleotides long. RefSeq names its product solute carrier family 22 member 5-like. Lineage: Eukaryota; Metazoa; Chordata; Chondrichthyes; Orectolobiformes; Rhincodontidae. Gene Ontology annotation, cellular component: membrane. Gene Ontology annotation, biological process: transmembrane transport. Bases 1 to 1326 code for a protein of 441 amino acids. The transcript has 10 exons. The record is from RefSeq and is a predicted model, not a curated record. Gene Ontology annotation, molecular function: transmembrane transporter activity.